AUGGCGCCCGGAAUCCUCGUCGACGAGCUCCAAUACCGCCCAACAGAUGCAGGCCGCACAUCACAGCCAAAGGAGGACACAGCCCCACGAGACAUCUUCCCCGACGGCAUCCGCACCUCGGGCCAGCACCCCCCUCUCUACGACGUGCUCCGGCCGUACUCGGACUUCCCCAAGGAGAUCACGGGCCCGACGGUGUGGAAGCGCGAUGACUACGUCAACAACCCCGAGCGCUGGGUGCACCCCUUCACCGACGACGAGGCGCAGGAGCUCAGCGACACGGCCGACGCCUUCAUCGCCAGUGGCACGCCCCUCACCGGCAUCUCGCAGGCCAACUUCCCGCUGCCCCGGCUGGGCAAGGUGCUGACGGUGCUGCGCCAAGACCUGCUCAACGGCAAGGGCUUCAUCCUCUUCAAGCGCUUCCCCGCCGACGUCUGGGGCCCCAAGAAGAACGCGGUGGCCUACAUGGGCCUCGGCACCUACCUGGGCUACUUUGUGUCGCAGAACGGCCGCGGCCACGUGCUGGGCCACGUCAAGGACGUCGGCGACGACCCCACCCAGAUUCACAAGGUGCGCAUCUACCGCACCACGGCCCGCCAGUUCUUCCACGCCGACGACGGCGACAUAGUCGGCCUGCUGUGUGUCCACCGCGCCGCCGAGGGCGGCGAGAGCGACAUUGUCAGCGUUCACAACGUCUGGAACACGCUGCAGCGCGAGCACCCCGACGUGGCCGAGUUGCUGACCCAGCCCGUCUGGUACUUUGAUCGCAAGGGCGAGGUCUCGGAGGGCCAGGAGCAGUGGAUCCGCCAGCCCGUCAUCUACCUCGAGAACGGCGGCAAGGGCCGCCUCUACUGCAAGUGGGACCCCUACUACGUCCGCUCCCUGACCCGCUUCUCCGACGCGGGCCUGGUCCCGCCCCUUAGCGACGCCCAGAAGCACGCCAUGGCCGUGCUGGAGGAGACGUGCAACCGCCUCGCCCUGCACAUGGUCCUCGAGGUCGGCGACAUGCAGUUCGUCAGCAACGCGCACCUCCUGCACGCCCGGACGGAAUACAAGGACUUCCCUGCGCCCGCGCCGAGGCGGCAUCUCCUGCGCCUGUGGCUAGCCACGCCCGAGGGCGAGGGCGGCUGGGCACUGCCCAUGCCCGACAGCCACGAGAAGAAGCGCGGCGGCGUCCAGGUCAACAACACGGCGCCGAGGGCGCCAUUGGAUGCCGAGUGA
This is a messenger RNA of Lasiosphaeria miniovina, 1218 nucleotides long. RefSeq lists its product as uncharacterized. The transcript is spliced from 2 exons. The record is from RefSeq and is a predicted model, not a curated record. Bases 1 to 1218 code for a protein of 405 amino acids. NCBI's taxonomy places the organism in Eukaryota, Fungi, Ascomycota, Sordariomycetes, Sordariales, Lasiosphaeriaceae. Gene Ontology annotation, molecular function: oxidoreductase activity.